GACCGCAUGGUACCAAACCAAUGUGCAGCGGUACGCGGUACGGUGCGAAGGCAGCGAUACACCGAGAUUCGUGCUAGUUUAUGACAUGGAUCCUCGUAGUAAAAGGAAAAAGGGAAGUUACUGCUGUGUCGUUGGAUGCCACAAUAACAGAGCUGACGCAAGAGGGAAGCAACCUGCCAUUAAGUUUUACUCGUUCCCGAACAAGUGGUAUGAACAGGAACGCCGACGUCGGUGGAUUACAGCUGUACGACGGGUCAACGAGGAUGGCACUGACUGGGAGCCGAGCCCCACAAGCGUCAUAUGCAGCUCGCACUUCGUUGGAAAUGAGAAAGCCGUUGAUGAGGCGCACCCAGCCUACGUUCCAACGGUUUUCCCGGAAGUGUACAAGAAAAAAUCAGCCAGACCAGUGGAUGUCAUUGAACGCUACGAAAGAUCCAAGAAACGUACCCAUUCUGAUGGCAACACUAACGCCACCCGGCACAUGGAAAUUCCUGUUGCAACCACAGACAUGAAUUCCUCAUGGCUACAUAUUGAAGACAUGAUUGACUGUGAUGUGGAACAUGGCCUAAUAUCCACGGGCACGCAGACAGAAGCCACCAGCCAGUGUGAUGUUGGUACCUUCUCCGUCUUGAUGUGCACAAUUUUGGACAAUGCCGGCAGCACACAGCUCAUGAAAUAAAACUCAAAAACACAGGGCUCUAAUUAUGAUUCAUUGUGCUGUAUACAUGCUGCACUCUGUAC
Molecule: messenger RNA, 741 nt
Organism: Ornithodoros turicata
Lineage: Eukaryota; Metazoa; Arthropoda; Arachnida; Ixodida; Argasidae
Exons: 5
Coding region: 86-679 (197 amino acids)
Source: RefSeq, a predicted model, not a curated record